AUGGGUCUUCUCAAGACGGCCGCAAGCCUCCUGGUGCUCGGGCUUGUUGCCCACGGGAACCCCGUUCCCCAGGGUGGCACUGGCUCGGCAGCCGCCAAGUACUGUGACCCUGCCACGACCAUCUGCUAUUCCGAAUGGAAAAGCCCCGAGAACAUCGCAUACCGCAUUGCAAUCCCGGACACGGCGACUACCGGGAACUUCUCGGUCUUGGUUCAGAUCGAGGCACCGAGGACCGUUGGGUGGGCUGGCAUGGCAUGGGGCGGCAUCAUGGUGAACAACCCACUGCUAGUGGGCUGGGUCAACGGAACGGGCACCGUGGCGUCGAGUCGAAGAGCGAGCGCGCGCACGUAUCCCACCCCUUACACCGGAGCCACGUACACUGUACUUCCGGGUUCGGUUGCCAACAGCACCCACUGGACGCUCAAUGUGCUUGCCAAGGGAGUUAGCUCAUGGGGAACCACGCAGCUUAAUCCAGCUAGCACGGCCGUAUCCUUCGCCUAUGCUCAGAGUGCUUCCCCUCCCGUCGAACCAGCAAACAAUGCUAGCCGCUUCAGCAUUCACAACACGCGCGGCAAGUGGUCGCACGAUCUGAGCAGCGCGAAGCUUGCAAACUUUGCGGAACUAGUUCAGAAAGCGUCGGAGGCGAGGUCGUCUUGA
Messenger RNA from Canariomyces notabilis, 657 nucleotides. Its product is annotated as iron reductase domain protein. The record is from RefSeq and is a predicted model, not a curated record. The coding region runs from base 1 to 657 and encodes 218 amino acids. NCBI's taxonomy places the organism in Eukaryota, Fungi, Ascomycota, Sordariomycetes, Sordariales, Chaetomiaceae. The transcript is spliced from 2 exons.